AUGCGUGUGCCUCGGUUAGCCUCAUGUUUUGGAGGCACAUCGCGGUUUUUUUCCUCAAUCACUCAUAAAACACAUUACGAUGUUGUCGUUGUUGGCGGAGGAAUGGUCGGCUUUGGUUUCGCUGCCUUUGCGGGUAAGUAUUCUGUAUGUUAUAUCUCAGCAGCGUUACACCCGAUGCUAAGAAAUAGAAGGAUUUUGCUUAUCGAGGAAAACUCUAGAAAAGAAUAUGUCAAAGGUCCCGAGCAUAAUGUUCGUGUCGUGGCUUUAACACCCAUGAGUCGCAGCCUAAUCGAAGGUGUAGGAGCAUGGGAUGUUAUCAUGAAUACGCGCUGUCGGGCUAUCUCGAAAAUGAAGGUACUUGAAAACGGCACGUCUGCUAGUCUUCUACUCAAACGAUCAAAUCCAAACGAUGUUUUGGGAUACAUAGUCGAAAAUGACCUUAUUCUCUCGUCUUUAGCUGAGUCGGUUGCGAGAGCCGCAGCUGAAUCUGGUACAAAAGCUCGUCCUGGAUGCAUUGACAUGAUGCAUAAUGUGGUGAUUGAAAACCUCCGAUUCCCAAAAUCAUUUUCUCAAUCUGAUCUCCCUGAGUUAUCGAUCAGGCAACGGGAUUCGGACAAACGAACUUCGGUCAAGACACAUUUACUGGUCGGCGCUGAUGGGUUCAAUUCAAGCGUUCGGAAAGCUUCCGGAAUCCACACAAUUGGCUGGAAACAUGAUCAAUCUGCAAUCGUUGCAAAUCUUAAUCUGGGUCCUGAAUAUGACUAUACAACUGCGUGGCAGCGCUUCCUCGAGACAGGUCCAAUAGCAUUCUUACCGUUACAACCUUGUCAUCGCCCGUCAGGAAUUGUGUCGGGGCUUACCAAGGCUCUUCGAAUGGCCAUCUCACGUAAAAACGAGUCUUUCAUGCCACCAACUAUUCUCAGUGUUCAGCCCGGAACCCGCACCAAAUUUCCGCUAAGUUUCAGCCACUGCACAUUCUACCAUGGUCCUCGUGUUGCUCUCAUUGGUGAUGCAGCCCACCGAAUUUUGCCCCUUUCCGGCCAGGGUGUGAACAUGGGCUUGGGCGACGCUUCUUGUCUUGCCCACACCAUCGAUCGGGCGCUCUUCGAGGGCUGUGAUAUUGCGGAUCCCAGACACCUUGCACGUUUUACUUCCGAACGCCAGCGCUCAGUCGCUCCAAUGGGCUUCUUUAUUGAAGGCAUUCAAGCGCUAUACACUCCUGACGAAGUGUUUGGUGGGCCCCUGACUAUGCAUGGACCCGUCACUUCAAGUCGUGCCUUGAUUCGUCGCUUGUCUGCUAAGUGCGGCGUCUCGGACGCUCUACUUAGCAUCCGGGGCCUGGGCCUUGACUUUGUCGACGCUUGCAGCCCAGUCAAGUCAAAUGAAAACCAAUUCUACUCUUCCAUCUUGCACGACAAGACGGCAAUCGGAGUUGUUACAGCUGGUAUUCAGCGAAUGGCUAGAUAUGCAACGUUGCGCAGGUAUGGCCAUAAUAGACAAUUCUGGCAGCGAUGUGACCGCUCAACAAUGCGUAAAUGA
Molecule: messenger RNA, 1539 nt
Organism: Mesocestoides corti
Lineage: Eukaryota; Metazoa; Platyhelminthes; Cestoda; Cyclophyllidea; Mesocestoididae
Source: the annotation of a GenBank genome assembly